AUGUUUACAUUGACAAUAUUAGGAACAUGUUUUUCAUCAUUAUCUGAAACAUCGACUGACAUAAAUAGAAAAAUACGAUGUUUAAAAAUAUACAAAGAAUGGUUGACAACACCAAAUUCACCAAGUCUUAUUCAAAAUAAUUGUAAAUAUGUCAAAAUGAUUCUUGGACAUAUUUCAUUACUCUUCUCUCCAGAAAAUAGAUGUUGUUCAGAUAUUGGAAUGUUAAAAACAGGAAUGUUAGAAGGUAUAGAAGUAAUGAAAGCAUUUAUAAUAAAUCACAUUACAAAACAAACUUCAUUAUUCAAAAACAAUAGUGAAAGGAAUGAUAGUAUAUCAACAAUUAUUGGAAUUAUUAUAGGAAUUAUUUUUGUUAACUACCACAAACAAUUUACUAAACCACUCAAUGAAUUAAAAAUAAUAAUAAAAUUGUUAACAAGAAUGUUAUUAAGUUGUAUCAUUAGAAACUUGUGUAAACAAUACAAUACGCUCUCUUUUUUGUAA
This is a messenger RNA of Entamoeba histolytica HM-1:IMSS, 501 nucleotides long. RefSeq lists its product as uncharacterized. The transcript has a single exon. The coding region runs from base 1 to 501 and encodes 166 amino acids. NCBI's taxonomy places the organism in Eukaryota, Evosea, Mastigamoebida, Endamoebidae. The record is from RefSeq and is a predicted model, not a curated record.